Molecule: messenger RNA, 3140 nt
Organism: Symsagittifera roscoffensis
Lineage: Eukaryota; Metazoa; Xenacoelomorpha; Acoela; Convolutidae
Exons: 1
Coding region: 138-3029 (963 amino acids)
Cellular component (GO): nucleus
Molecular function (GO): metal ion binding; NAD+ poly-ADP-ribosyltransferase activity; NAD+-protein mono-ADP-ribosyltransferase activity
Source: RefSeq, a predicted model, not a curated record
GUUAUAUAGAUUAAGGAUCUCAAGUUUUUGUAUAUCACAUUUUUUGUGUUAUUUCUGAUUUUACUAGCUGUUGAACAAGCCUUGAUAAAUUUGCAAACAGUCAGUUAAUUUACUCUCGCGACCGUAAUUUUGAUAAAAUGAAUAAUCAAGCAAAAGACGCUGGAGAAAAGUUAGAUUUAUGCGUGUUCUACAACUUAAAAACAGGAUGCUCCCAAAAAUAUGAUUGCCUCAGUCUGCAUUUUUGUCAUAUUUGGCUUUUCGCAGAAUGCUUUCUCGGAUCCCUUUGCGAUAGAUCACAUAAUUUAGAAGAUGAAAAAAUCAAGCUGCGGAAACAUGGUUUUCAUCCAAAGAAUCGUUCUGAACUUCAGAAAAUCCUCGAAAAGUCAGAUGCUGUUGGAGCGAUCUUAAAGCUGCUCGAGCGAUCUUCGAGCAAUCCUCAAAUGAUGUCAUCUUCAAGCAAUCGUAAUCCAGAAAUUUGUCUUGCUUACAAUCUUCCCAAAGGGUGCACAUCGGAUUUAGUAUGUUCUUAUUUACAUAUAUGCAAACCAUUCACAUUGAUGUCAUGCAAGCGCGAAGAUAAUUGUCCUUAUGAGCACAGUUUGUCUGAUAUAGAUAAAAUGAAAAUUCGGAGACAUAGAUGUCUGAUUGACUCAAAGGAGCGUCGCGUGCUAAGAGAUCUAACACAGGCGGUCGAGAAUGAUGCGAACGUCGGACAUUCAUACCAACAGAAGAACCCCACCGCGAAAAAUUUAAACGAAGCGUUCCAGAAGGACGCUAGUGUCGAACAAUCAUACCAACAGAAGAAACCCACUUUAAAUGAUUCAACACAGGCAUUCCAGAAUGACGCGAGCGUCGGACAGUCAUACCAAAAGAACUCCGCUUCACAUGAUUCAACACAGGCAUUCCAGAAUGACGCGAGUGUCGGGCAGUCACAACAAAAGAACUCCGCUUCACAUGAUUCAACACAGGCAUUCCAGAAGGAAGCGAGUGUCGGACAGUCAUACCAAAAGAACUCCGCUUCACAUGAUUCAACACAGGCAUUCCAGAAUGACGCGAGUGUCGGACAGUCAUACCAACAGAACUCCACUUCACAUGAUUCAACAGAAGCGUUCCAGAAUGACGCGAGUGUGGGACAGUCAUGCCAACAGAAGAACUCCACUUCACAUGAUUCAACAGAGGCGUUCCAGAAUGACGCGAGUGUCGGACAGUCAUACCAACAGAACUCCACUUCACAUGAUUCAACACAGACGUUCCACAAUCACGCGAAUCUCGGAGGGUCAUACCAACAGAAGAAUCUGGCUUCGAAUGAUUUAACACCAGCGCUCCAGAAUGACGCUAGUGCCGGACAGUCAUAUCAAAAGAACUCCACUUCACAUGAUUCAACACAGGCGUUCCAGAAUGGCGCGCGUGUGGGACAUGAUUUGCCCGAAGUUUGCAGAUUUUAUAACAAACACUUCGGAUGUAAGAACAAAAAUAAUUGCCCCUAUGUUCAUCUGUGCAAGGACUGGGCUACUUCGAGUUGUGAAAAUGGUUCAACAUGUCUCUUACGACAUAGCUUGUGGGCAAAAGAUGUUGACAUUCUCGAAUUCAGAGGUCUCACCGGAACUGCUGAAGAGCUUGCAGAUGCAUACCGCAUACGAGCAACGAUAAAAAAUCAGGUUACAAGUCAGAAAUCCGUGAAGUUUGAAGCACCCAGCGUUACAACGUCUUGCUCAGAAAGGCAAACAAUCAGUGAAAAAACAGCUGCAGUUCCUGAGAGCAUCGAUGAUAUUUGCAUUUAUUACCUUCGGAACACAUGUUGCUUUGGGGACAAAUGUUUGAGAAUUCACCCUGUCGGGAAAUCAAGUUUUUGUUGGAGAUACAAAAUGAAAAAUGAUGAGAAAUGGCUUUAUUUUAGGCCAAAGUCUAACAAAAUCCUGGAAGAGUUUUACUUGGAUCCUAGCGCAAAAACGGUGGAGGUCGAAUCAAUUUGGAUGCAGUUCCAAUUCAAACUAAACGUUGACUUUGAUACAAUGACAGCUGUUGAUGAUAAUUUUGUCCAGAUAUCUAGAUUAGCAGUGGAAAAAGACUGGACGUGGUACCUGGAGACUGAACCCGAAUCAAACAAAUGGGCCAAAUUCGGUGCUCAGUAUAAUAAAAUCUAUGUUACCUCUAUAAGUUCGGCCGAUAUUGAAGAAAAAUAUCAACAGCUGACCACUAUUUCGGAAAGGGUGAUAUCCUUUUUCAUUUAUUGUGCGGAAGAGAAUUGCAGUAAAUCGUGGAAUUGUAUGCUAAAUGUUGGCCAGAAUGGCAACGGAGUGGCGCAGGGAAUAGCCUGGAAUUUGACAGAUGGAAGUAUGAUAAACGUUUGUCGCAGGCCUCGAGAUAACGUCCAAGAAAUGGAAAAAGCCAUCGAUCAAGGUUUGUUUGGGUCUAAAUUGACUGAAAAAUGGAGAACUGGCGGGUUCCAGAAGUUUAAACUGAAACCAAACAGAUAUAUCAACUUCAAUGACUCUAUAGACGCUUACUUCCGAUACGCCGAAAGUCACUUUUUGCGCCUAGCUCAGUUAUGUGGGUUGCGUGCAACUGUUGAUUACGUGGACAUGUUCAUUAAUCCAGAACUGGAGUCGAAAUUUGAGGCGAGGCGAAAACAUCUGGGGCUUAGCAGAGGAAAAGAGUUCACUCGAGAGAUUCUAGUGCUACACGGGACCCCAUUGGAGGAUCCAGAGCCAAUAAUGAAACACAACUUCUCUCUGGAAAAAGUGAAGAGAUAUCGGUAUGGAUUUGGGAUUUACUUCUCUGAGCAUGCGGAUUUGUCCAUUCAUUUUACAGGAGGUCAUAAGGGAAGCUUGAUCAUGUCGAGAGUUUUGUGUGGGGUGCAAAAGGACGCGAAACAGUGUCCUGUUAUGACAAGCCAGAUCAGACAAAUUUGUAACGACCAUGACGCACAUACGGUCGACCAGGAAGCAGGGAGAUAUGCGAGGAUAACAAUCAUCCAAAACGUGGACCAAAUACUACCCGUGUUUGUCGUUCACUGGAAAUAUACCUAAUAGAAUAACUGCAAAUGAUUUUAAAUAGUUCUAAGUUCAUAUUUAUCGAAUUCUAUUAAUUGGCUGAAUCCAUUAACUUUUUUAAUAGAUUGGGAGUAAGUCAAAAAUAAA